This is a messenger RNA of Corylus avellana, 1017 nucleotides long. Its product is annotated as coatomer subunit zeta-1. Gene Ontology annotation, cellular component: COPI vesicle coat. Lineage: Eukaryota; Viridiplantae; Streptophyta; Magnoliopsida; Fagales; Betulaceae. The record is from RefSeq and is a predicted model, not a curated record. Gene Ontology annotation, biological process: retrograde vesicle-mediated transport, Golgi to endoplasmic reticulum; intra-Golgi vesicle-mediated transport; intracellular protein transport.
GACGGCUCCUCUCCGGUCUUUCUCCCUCACCGUCUCACGCUCACGCUGUCACUCUGCGUCUCUUUCCCAGUCUCUCGUCUCCCGUCGUCUCUUCUCUCGUCUCUCUCGCUGCCGUCCUCGCCUCGCCGUCUCUUGGUUUCGUCCAGAAGAACCACUUAUAGAUUUAGAUUUACGGGGUACCAGUUUUGAUAGCCUGCUUGUUCUGUUCUCACCUCUUCAUCAAUGGCUCGCCAUUUGUGCCCUUCAGUAAAAAACAUUCUUCUUCUAGAUUCCGAAGGGAAGCGUGUAGCAGUCAAGUAUUACUCAGAUGAUUGGCCUACAAAUAGUUCAAAAUUAGCUUUUGAGAAAUCUGUGUUUACUAAGACUCUGAAGUCCAAUGCUCGGGUAGAAGCGGAGAUAUCUAUGUUCGAGAACAACAUUGUUAUCUACAAGUUUGUCCAGGACCUUCACUUCUUUGUGACUGGAGGUGACGAAGAAAAUGAACUCAUCUUAGCCACAGUUCUUCAGGGAUUCUUUGAUGCAGUUGCCCUUCUCUUGAGGAGCAAUGUUGACAAAAGGGAGGCACUUGAGAACUUGGAUCUCAUUCUUUUAUGCCUUGAUGAGAUUGUUGAUGGAGGGAUCGUACUUGAAACAGAUGCCAGCAUUAUUGCAGGAAAAGUGGCUACCCAUAGCAUGGAUGCUGAAGCACCAUUGUCUGAGCAAACUAUUACUCAAGCAUGGGCUACAGCACGUGAACAUUUGACAAGAACCCUUCUUAGUUGAGUAAUGCCUACACCUAGAGAAAAUGAGUUGGAUUAUUUUGGUUGUUUACAUUUUUUCGUCUGCCGCUUAAAAAUUCACUUCUUUUUCUCUGUUUAGCUAAUGAAGAUUAGCAUAUCACUCGUUGGGCUUUCUUAUGGACUCUUUUUUCUCCUUCUCUAGUCAAUCUUUUCUUUAUAUCUUAAAUAACAAGUUGUGUUAUGUAUUUUGUUAUUUGCCUAUGGUGUGGCAUGAUGUAAUGAAUAAUGAUUAAUUUAA